Messenger RNA from Fusarium venenatum, 2304 nucleotides. RefSeq lists its product as uncharacterized. The record is from RefSeq and is a predicted model, not a curated record. Lineage: Eukaryota; Fungi; Ascomycota; Sordariomycetes; Hypocreales; Nectriaceae.
AUGGCCCGUAUCAAACUCGCCAGCAACCCCGAUGCCUCCGCUCGUCGCAACCGUCCUCUGCCCUCCCGGUCUUGUCAUCAACCAACCGUAACGCGUCCAAGACGGUCGCGAAACUCAGUGCCUCGCUACAAUGAAUCCUCUGGGCAAGAGGAUUCCGAAUCUUCCUUGAGCAGCCCACACUCGUCCGACGAGGUAGAGGUCGAGAGUGAGAUUGAACAAGACGAAGGGACACAGUCCAAUUCACGAUCACGACGAACUCGGAAUACGAGGUCAACAGAAGCUGUACCGCGCCGUACUAGUAUUCGCCGUAGCACGCGAAACACUGCUCCCUCCCGGACGUCCCCGAACAAUCCUGCGCCUAGUACUUUGCUUGGUUCAAGAAGGGGCGAGCCAAGUCCGAGGAAUCAACAAACAAGGAAACGAUCACAACCAUCAAAAAACAAAAGAAGGUCUCUCAAAAAGCGCCGGAUUUCUUCCGAAGCUGAGCCAAUACCACAAGGUGUCAUUCCACCCUGGACUAACCCUCAGAUGCCCUACAGUGCCUGGACCGAUGUCUUCUAUUACGCAGCCAUCGCUGGCCAUGAUAGCCUUGACGUCAACUGGCUGAUAACAACUGCCACAGUUUGCAAGGCUUUCUCGGAACCUGCUUUGACAGCCAUAUAUCGUUCGCCACUUCUAACAACGACGGGGAAGACUAAACGAUUUGCAGCCCUGCUUGAACGACCACCUUCUGAAACCCUGUUCAACUAUCGCACCAAAAUUGAGACUCUUUAUGUAGAUGUUCAUGUUGUGCCCCAAAUUUUGCUGCCCAGGAUACUAUGUGUGCUUCCGCGUUUAAAGGAAGUCGUCCUCUUCACACCGUCUGACCAACCACCGUACAGGCAGUUGGAUCGCACAGUAAGAUGGCAAUACACACAAGAAAUAUUUGAUGCCUUGAAACCAACCUCCGAACAGCCCACUCCCAUCAGUGCUGAAGACAAGCAGUUCUAUACCACCCUGAAAAGUUGGGAGUGGAGUGGAAGCCUGCUGGGAGGACCAGUGGCGACUAUGAAUGAUGUUGUCCGCAUACAUCGGGACCCUUCAUUCGCUCAUCUCACCAAACUCAGUUUUACGAACCUCCAGGUCCCAUCCCUCUAUAAGUUAGGGGUGAAGGGUGUCACUGAGGAGCGAGAGCAGGAACUUCAAGCUGAAGAUGGGGCUGUCAUCAAGGCCAUCGCUGAAGCAAUUUCCCAAUUGAAAUCGCUUCAGCACCUGGUUUUUGAGUCGUCGACUAUCAUGAAUGAUCGGUUGCUUCCCCUCUUACCGAAAGGCCUUACACAUCUGUCUUUGAUAAACUGUUGGGAGAUCAAGUCUGAUGAGCUUACGCCGUUCCUACACAGCCAUGGCAGACAGCUACGCAGCCUGAAUCUGCUGCACAACCAGUCAUUAGACCUGGUCUUCUUGACCACUUUGGCUGAUGCUUGCCCUAAACUGGAAGAGUUGUACAUGAACCUUUCCUAUUUCCACCAUCAUGACUCCGUUUCUGUGACUAAUAAUGAUGCCGACCCUUUGUACGACCAAGUUUUACAACCACAUCAAAAACCAGAGUGGCCGUCAAGUCUCCGGGUCAUCGAUUUCGAGCAUAUUCGACAUUGGACCGUCGAAACAGCAGAAAUGUUCCUUGAGUCUUUUCUGGACAGCGCCGGCUCUUUGCCAAAUCUGCGCCAUCUUGCAGUAAAAACGAUGAUCGACAUACCCUGGAAGGCCCGCGCUAACAUGCGCCAUGAAUGGAUACGGAAACUGGACAGAGUCUUCCUUCGCCCUUUUGAACCACCACAAAAGAAUUACUCUCUACGUCCGUCACAAGAAGAGGAGGUGCCCCAAGUGUCGGAAAACAAGAAUAAGCCCAAACGUCUAUCAGAUGGACCAUCUCGACGAAGCAGUCGUCUUGCGGCACAUGUUUCUGAUUCCGAUUCGAGGCACAGCACUAAUUCGAGGGGACUUCGCAGCUCUCAUGGCCGCCCGAAAUAUGCAGAGCCGGAAACCGACGAUGACGAAUUUGAUACCGAUCCGGAGGAAGGGAGUGUGGGCAGUCCUACUUCAAGUGGGCCUGAAGAAGAGGCUGAAGGCUCAGGCUCAGAGGCACAAGCCAAGAAACCGGUGGUUCAAGGACGCUGCACGACUGUCUCCAUCGUCUUUGAUAACCAAAAGCCUACUGAGCUACAAUACGGUAUGGAAGACUUCAUGGACGAUCACCAUGCUGAAUCAGAUGAGGAAUGGGACGGUGAUCAUGAAGAGGAUGAUGCAGUCUUUGUAUGGCGUUAG